Messenger RNA from Sinocyclocheilus anshuiensis, 1493 nucleotides. RefSeq names its product N-terminal EF-hand calcium-binding protein 2-like. NCBI's taxonomy places the organism in Eukaryota, Metazoa, Chordata, Actinopteri, Cypriniformes, Cyprinidae. The record is from RefSeq and is a predicted model, not a curated record. Gene Ontology annotation, biological process: regulation of amyloid precursor protein biosynthetic process. Gene Ontology annotation, cellular component: cytoplasm. The coding region runs from base 36 to 1322 and encodes 428 amino acids. Gene Ontology annotation, molecular function: calcium ion binding. The transcript is spliced from 13 exons.
CAUAGCGCGCAGCAUGAACGCUCUGCUGCAAAAGGAUGUGUGAACAAGCAGCGCGCUACUGCAGGGACGGCGUCCACAAACUGCUCCACAAAGAACAAGCCAAACUCCGGGCACAGGACAGCAAAGACCAGCCCAAUCCCGGGGCUCAGGACAGCGAGACAGCGACGGCUGCACAGUCCGGAAACAGCGGCACUCAGCCCGGUGGAAUAGACGGGCUCGUCCGCUGGAUAGUCACCAAGAUGAGCGACAAUAAAAGCAUCUCUACUCGGGAAUAUGUGAAGGAGGAGGCGGCGGUGGCUCAGGAGCAGUUCUUUGCACCGGAGCCCCGAAAGGGCAUUUCUGUCAUUUUGGAUAUUUUCCGGAGAGCUGAUAAGGAUGAUGAUGGAAAGCUCUCCCUUGAUGAGUUCCAGGCAUUCUUCUCUGAUGGAACUCUGAAUGAAGAGGAGCUGGAAAAACUGUUUCACACCAUUGACUCUGAUAACACCAGUAAUGUUGACACCAAGGAACUAUGCGACUACUUUGCCAACCACAUGGGGGACUAUGAAGGUGUUCUGGCCUCCCUAGAGACACUCAACCUGGCCAUUCUCAAAGCGAUGGACUUCACCAAAAAGGUAUAUGAACGUGGAACUAAUGUUGAGCAGUUUGUGACCCGCUUCCUGUUGAAGGAAUCAGCCAGUCAGAUCCAGUCUCUGCUGAACUCUGUAGAGAGUGCUGUGGAUGCCAUUGAUGAGCAGCAUUCAUCAGUGGGAUCCUACCCUAGUAAGACCAGCCCACGCGUCCCAGAUAGGCGCUAUGAGGCCCCAGUGCCAGAUUAUCCUCCCAACAACAGAGUCAGUGCAAAGGAGAGCAUGAGGAACAUCAACACAGGUGCAGGAGCUGUGGAGGGGAGAAAAGAAGGACUUGAGGCACAGAUCAGUCGACUGGCUGAGCUAAUUGGACGUCUGGAGAAUAAGACAGUUUGGUUUGACCUACAUCAGCGACUAACAGACACUGAUGGCACAACUAGCGCAUCUCUUUACCUGAUCCGCCAGGAGAUGAAAGUUUCCCAGAAGCAGCUGGGAGAGUUCUGCGAGGCCCUGAAACAAUACCUGAAGAAUGUGUCUGCUCAGAGAGACUGUUUCCAUGUGACGGCUGUGCGGCUGCCUGACGGCCUUUCCUUUGUGGUGUAUGAGUUCUGGGAUGGAGAGGAGGAAUGGAAGAGGCACGUUCAGACUGCAGCUUGCAAGGCUUUCCAGCAUGUGAAAGUGGAUACUCUGUGCCAGCCCGAGGCUGUGUCCGCUGUCGCUGUGCCUGCCGCCUGGUGCAGCUUGAACAGAGACUGAGAAGCCAGCCGGUCUGCAGGUGGAAUGGUCCCGCCUUAUGCCUGAAAACCUUCUCUUCUUCUCCUCUUCCUCCCUCUGUCACAGUCCCUGCUAUCUUAACUACCCCCACCCCUUUCUCUCUGUGCUCUCCCCACUCUGUCUCCUUCUUUUUGUAGUUACUUGUUUACACAG